UCGUGUCAGGCCGAGAUGGGGGUUGGCCGUGGGGAACGCCGCGUUCCUGAUGUCCGUCCAAGCGCUGAGCUCGCCUUGGCCGUCUGUCCGGUGUCCGUUCUGCCUCUCCGGGAUCGGCCGAGGGCGCCUGGGGGCAGCGGCGCUUCUGGGGAUGGCCGUUCCUCCCCGCCCGACUCCCCUCUCUCCAUCCCCGGGGCAGACAAGGACCCUCUGGCUCACAAGAAGGUCUCCAGUUUGACCAUCAACUUCGGGCCCCAGCACCCGGCCGCCCACGGGGUGCUGCGGCUGGUCAUGGAGCUGAGCGGGGAGACGGUGAAGAAGUGUGACCCCCACGUUGGCCUCCUGCACCGAGGCACCGAGAAGCUCAUCGAGUACAAGACGUACCUCCAGGCUCUACCCUAUUUCGACCGCCUCGACUACGUCUCCAUGAUGUGCAACGAACAGGCCUAUUCCCUGGCUGUGGAGAAGCUGCUCAACAUCCGCCCCCCGCUGCGGGCGCAGUGGAUCCGAGUGCUCUUCGCGGAGAUCACCCGGUUGCUCAACCACAUCAUGGCCGUGACCACGCAUGCGCUGGACAUCGGGGCCAUGACCCCCUUCUUCUGGAUGUUUGAGGAGAGGGAGAAGAUGUUCGAGUUCUACGAGCGGGUCUCGGGGGCACGGAUGCACGCUGCCUACAUCCGCCCCGGUGGGGUGCACCAGGACCUGCCCCUGGGGCUGAUGGACGACAUCUACGAGUUCGUGAAGAAUUUUUCCAUCCGGGUGGAUGAGGUGGAGGAGAUGCUCACGAACAACCGCAUCUGGAAGAACCGCACGGUCGAUAUCGGGGUGAUAACGGCGGAGGAGGCUCUCAACUACGGGUUCAGCGGGGUGAUGCUGCGGGGCUCGGGGAUCCACUGGGACCUGCGCAAGACCCAGCCCUACGACGUCUACGACCAGGUGGAGUUCGACGUCCCCAUCGGCUCCCGGGGCGACUGUUACGACAGGUACCUGUGCCGGGUGGAGGAGAUGCGGCAGUCGCUCCGGAUCAUCCUCCAGUGCCUCAACAAGAUGCCCGAGGGGGAGAUCAAAGUGGACGACGCCAAAGUCUCCCCUCCCAAGCGGGCGGAGAUGAAGACCUCCAUGGAGUCCCUGAUCCAUCACUUCAAGCUCUACACAGAGGGCUACCAGGUGCCCCCCGGAGCCACCUACACGGCCGUGGAGGCCCCCAAGGGUGAAUUCGGUGUCUACCUGGUCUCGGACGGCAGUAGCCGGCCCUAUCGCUGCAAGAUCAAGGCUCCUGGAUUUGCCCACCUGGCCGGGCUGGACCGCAUGGCGCAGGGCCACAUGCUGGCAGACGUGGUGGCCAUCAUCGGCACGCAGGACAUCGUCUUCGGGGAAGUGGAUCGGUGAUGGGUCACUCCCCCCUCGGCUGCGUGUGCUGCUCCGGGCACGGGGAGCCCCCGCCCCGCGCCCCUUCCUCUUCUGAGUCAAAUAAAGACAAAAUCGGGUCCUGCC
Calidris pugnax (ruff) is the source of this 1494-nucleotide messenger RNA. It is a transcript of the gene NDUFS2, whose product is annotated as NADH:ubiquinone oxidoreductase core subunit S2. The record is from RefSeq and is a predicted model, not a curated record. Gene Ontology annotation, molecular function: quinone binding; NADH dehydrogenase (ubiquinone) activity; NAD binding. NCBI's taxonomy places the organism in Eukaryota, Metazoa, Chordata, Aves, Charadriiformes, Scolopacidae. The coding region runs from base 16 to 1389 and encodes 457 amino acids. The transcript is spliced from 12 exons. Gene Ontology annotation, biological process: mitochondrial electron transport, NADH to ubiquinone.